Molecule: messenger RNA, 3722 nt
Organism: Clupea harengus (Atlantic herring)
Lineage: Eukaryota; Metazoa; Chordata; Actinopteri; Clupeiformes; Clupeidae
Cellular component (GO): membrane
Source: RefSeq, a predicted model, not a curated record
AAUGUCAUUGCUGAUUGUCUGUCCCGAUGUUAAGAAUUGUUAUAUGAUUGAUGACCUGAUGAUUGAUAGACUUGUCUGAAAAUUUUGAUCUAUACGAUCAAAUAUUUUCCCUUUUAAGGGGGAAGGUGUGAUGUACAAGCAUUUAUAUUGUAUUUCUUCUUUCACUGUAUCUUUGUUUUCUUUGAUUAUAUAUGUUAUUUUGUCAUGUGAUCGAUGGGUGUUGGUUGGGACACUGUUUGAUUAAAACUUUUAGUUUGACGCAUUAAGAGGUCAACGGGGUUCAAAAGAGGAUAUAGAAUUCCCGGAAAGGUCGUGACGGGCAGAGUGAGACGGUCGGUGUUUGGGCCAGAUGCUUGGGAGAGAGUGAGACGGUCGGUGUUUGGGCCAGAUGCUUGGGAGAGACGCGAGACGGUCGGCGUUUGUAACACAUGCCUGAGAGACGCGGAGACGCUCAACGUUUUGGGCCACAGGCCUUUGAGUCACGGAGCCUGCGGCGUUUCAGUGACGCCGGUUUUUCCUUUCACAUACGGACCGUCGGAGUUUCAAGGUGCGCUCAUACAGACCGUGAGAGUUUUGGUUUUGUUUUGUUUUGUUUAUGCCGCGGUCCAACGGACAGAGUUCAGUGCCACACGGAUUACAACGUGCUUUUCCUUGAAUGGACAUACUAUCGCAAACAGACGAUCGAAAUGGACACUGGACAAUGGCACAUUGGGUGGUCUGUAUUAGUUUAGGUAUGCAUGGAAAAUUGUUGAGAUUUUGUUUGUUUUGAAAAUAGAACUGCUGAAAAGAUACAUUUGAGUUGAUCCGUUAUUUUGCUGGCAACAUACAUAAGGAAUAUACGUAACACUACACACUGACUACCCUAGUACUACACACUGACUACCCUACACUACACACUGACUACACAACACUACACUACACACUGACUGUGUACUACACACUGACUACCCUACACUACACACUGACUACACAACACUACACUACACACUGACACACUUGGCCUGCAGCAUUCUAUUCUAAGAAAAGAGAAGUGAAACCUUCAUGCCUGUCACUCCAACAACUAACAGCCAUAGAAACAUAGCAUGAGAUCUAUGAUGACGAAUCAGCUACUAGUCUAUGAAAAAGAAAGUACUGACAUGAAAUACAUGCAUUUGCAUUGCGAGAAGAGAUCGUCAAGACCAACAAUGUGGAGUUUUGCACUCAUCCUGAUAGGUUGCUUGCUAACAAUUCCAGCCUUAACAAGUGCUACGCAAAUCAGGGUGGUCAAUGGGGACAACAGCUGUUCUGGAAGAGUUGAGAUCUACCAUGAUGGUACAUGGGGAACCGUUUGUGAUGAUUCCUGGGAUCUCAGUGAUGCUGAAGUGGUAUGCAGGCAGCUGGGGUGUGGAAAAGCAGUCAGUGCCCAUGAAAAAGCCUACUUUGGUCAGGGAAGUGGGAAGACCUGGUUGGAUGAUGUUGGAUGCUCUGGUACUGAAAGCUCUAUCACACAGUGCAAACACAGUGGAUUUGGAAUUGAAGAUUGUUCUGCCAGUGAAGAUGCAGGUGUAGUAUGUUCAGGUGAUACGCGAAUCCGGGUGGUCAAUGGGGACAACAGCUGCUCUGGAAGAGUUGAGAUCUACCAUAAUGGUACAUGGGGAACCAUUUGUGAUGAUUCCUGGGACAUGAAUGAUGCUGAAGUGGUGUGCAGACAGCUGGGGUGUGGAAAAGCAGUCAGUGCCCCUGAAAAAGCCUACUUUGGUGAGGGAAGUGGGAAGACCUGGCUGGAUGAUGUUCAGUGCUCUGGUACCGAGAGCUCUAUCACACAGUGCUCACACAGAGGAUUUGGAAUUGAAGAUUGUGGUGCUAGUGAAGAUGCAGGAGUGGUCUGUUCAGGGAAUAUGAAGACGCCAUCACUUGUCCUCCUUACUACAAACACAGCUCUUUUACCUGGGGAGUCGGCAGAGUUCAGAUGUGCCAUAACAUCACAUAGACCGGUGACUGCAAACUUCCGACUGUAUAGAAACCAAGACCAAGAGAGCGAGACCAAGACAGCAGACCAGAAGAUGAUGACGUUCAGUCUUUCUAGUCUGGUUUCCUCAGACCAGGGCAGCUACACCUGUGAUUACUAUUACCAGGGGGCACUCACUGUCAGCUCCCCCAAGAGCAAUGCAAUCACAAUUACAAUUGUUUCUCUCGUUAGGCCCCAGAUAUCCGCACCUGCAGGAGAAGUUACCUGGGGUCAAUCAUUAGGCAUUACCUGCUCAAUCUCAACACAGCACACAGGAGGAUCAUUUACUCUGAAAAAAGGAUCUUUUACAGAAAUGAAGAGCACCAGUGAAAACUCUGUCACCUUCACCAUUCAUCACGCAGACUUUUCUCAUGAGGGCUCAUACUACUGUCAGUAUCAGACAACAGUCUCAAACAGAAAAUUCACCUCCCCUCAAAGCAACACCAUUAGUGUUUCUGUUGUAGUGAGGCUGCAUCUACCUGGUAUCAACUGCACUGCUCCAGAGGGAGGGCUGUCCUGGGGACCUUCAGGGCUGGAGAUAACUAAGGGCUACAGCUUCUCUAUCACCUGUUCCACUCAACCACAGUUCCCUGGUGGAGUUUUCCAUCUGAGUUUCUCUGGAUCCAACAGCCCCUUGACUCAGCCUGCCACCAACCACUCAGCUUCCUUCUACUUUCCAGCUGCAAACUAUUCCCACCAGGGUAACUACAGCUGUGUGUAUCGUGUGGAUGUAUCAUCUCGGCACUUCUACUCCAUGGAGACAGAGAAGCUAACAGUCACCAUCAGAGAAUUCAUGGUGCCUUUCAUUGCUGCUGGAGUCACAUGUGGUGUCGUAUUGCUUCUGUUGUUUGGCUUGGUCUGCAUCUUUUGGGCUUGGAGGAAACAGACCAACACAAGGCAGACAACUUGGAAGUACACUAGAGGACAAUCUAAGUUGAACACAUAUGGGAACACCACAUUAGAUCAGAAUGAACAGGGGAAAGGUGAGGACGAUGACUAUGAAAACGUAGAAAUGGAAGAUCAAGAUGACUGUAAAGAUGAAGACCAGGAUGACUAUGAAAACGUAGAAAUGGAAGAUCAAGAUGACUGGGAAGAUGAAGACCAGGAUGACUAUGAAAAUGUAGAAAUGGAAGAUCAAGCUGACUGUGAAGAUGAAGACCAGGAUGACUAUGAAAUUGUAGAGGACUAUAUGGAGGAGCUUGACACAGGACAUGAGUUUGAGAAUAUUUAUGGUAACUGUUAAUAGCACAACAGCCUAUUCGAUGUAAUUCAUCAGCAAUGCAAACAUUUUCUAAUUUUACACCAUCUCAUGUUUUGUGUACUUUGAAGUAAAAGUGUAGUCAGUUCCUGAAAUUUUAAAUAAAUGUGUGGUUAGAAUAUGCAGUUUCAAAUGAUACACUGACUGAUUUUGUAUUCAACUUUUGCUAAUUCAUAAAGGUCUGGCUUGUGUGGAAUAUUUCUUGAUUUAUCUUCAUUUAUGUUGUGUGUACAAUACAUCUAACAUAUUUUCAUGGCCAUACAGUCCGUGCACCAGUGCUUCUAAAGCCUUUAUGUAGGAGACUCCUUCUGUUAAAUGCUUUCUCAGCCAGUGUGGCUUUUCUGGAACUCACACAAUCCUUCACCUCUGCAAUCAACAUGUUCUCUACCAUUUCCUGUAAUAUUAAAUGUAUAAAAGAGAUAUUUACAUUAGUUUCAAUAUCAUUCAUUUUAGGCUCAAAUAAACAAUGUUCAUAUA